AUGGGAAGUUUCCAGCUGCAGGACUUCGUGGCAGGCUUGGUGGGUGGAGUUGCCAGCGUGGUUGUGGGCCAUCCCCUGGACACCAUCAAGACUCGUUUGCAAGCUGGACAAGGAUAUGGAAAUACACUCAACUGCGUUCUCACUGUGUACAGAAACGAGUCUGUGGCUGGCUUCUUCAAGGGCAUGUCCUUCCCACUGGCCAGCGUUGGAAUCAACAGCUCCGUGGUGUUCGGCGUCUUCAGCAACACACAACGACUCCUCAGCCAACUGCGCCACGGAGACCCAGCCAGGACACCAUCACUUACUGACAUGGCUCUGGCCAGCAUGGUGGCAGGGUUUGUCUCUGUGGUCAUUGGCACUCCUGUGGAGCUGGUAAAGAUAAGGCUACAGAUGCAAACACAGCCAUACGUCAAAGCAAAGGUUAAACUAAAGCCCACAGCUCCUGGAUUUCCUGUAUACCGUGGCCCAUUUCACUGCUUUAGGACAGUUCUACAAAAAGAGGGGAUAGCAGGAAUAUACCGAGGCACAGGAGCAAUGCUUCUGAGAGAUGUUCCUGGUUACCUCUUCUAUUUCGUCCCUUACACAAUUUUCUGUGACUGGAUGACUCCUGAGGGAUGUGUUUCUCCUAGUCCCUCCUCUGUCUGGCUGGCAGGGGGUGUAGCAGGAGCCAUUUCCUGGGCAACAGCUACUCCAAUGGAUGUGGUGAAAAGUCGACUUCAGGCAGAUGGAGUUUAUUUAAACAAGUACAAAGGGACCCUUGACUGCAUCUUGCAGAGCUACCAGAACGAGGGCUUAAAAGUCUUUUUUAGGGGCAUCACGGUCAAUACAGUGCGAGGAUUCCCAACGAGUUCAGCCAUGUUUCUUGGCUAUGAACUUUCCCUCAAAGCAAUGAAAAGAGACCAAACUGAGACCAAUCCCUAA
Molecule: messenger RNA, 921 nt
Organism: Acanthisitta chloris (rifleman)
Lineage: Eukaryota; Metazoa; Chordata; Aves; Passeriformes; Acanthisittidae
Gene: SLC25A48
Product: solute carrier family 25, member 48
Exons: 7
Coding region: 1-921 (306 amino acids)
Biological process (GO): transmembrane transport
Cellular component (GO): mitochondrion
Molecular function (GO): transmembrane transporter activity
Source: RefSeq, a predicted model, not a curated record